CUUCAUCUCCCUCUCGUGUCUGAAAUAUCCUCACAUAUCCAUCCAUGGGUAAGCUAGCUUUGUUUUCUUUUCUUGUCAUUCUAUGCUUCGCAUUAACAUCUGCUGCUACAAAUUACAUUGUUGGGGAUAGCUCCGGUUGGGACAUAAGCACUGAUCUCGAUACAUGGGCUCAGGGCAAGAAUUUUGUCGUUGGCGAUGUUCUCGUGUUCCAGUACUCAUCGUCGGACAGUGUUAAUGAGGUGACAAAAGAAUCAUUCGACGGAUGCAACACCACCAAAGUUAUAAAAACGUAUACAAAUAAUGGGAACACCACGGUUACAUUAUCAAGACCUGGUCCAUGGUAUUUUAUUUCGGGCAAUAAGUUGUAUUGCCUAGGAGGAAUGAAACUUGCAAUAAACGUACAAGGAAAGCAAGCAGAUAUUUCUCCUGUUGCUGCUCCUAAAGCACAGCCAACUGGGGUUGUUCUUCCUCAGCCUUCCACUAAGAACAACAAUCCUACACCGACUUCUUCAGGAUCUGUGUAUGCUGCCGGUGGAAAGGAUUCUCUUUUAAAAGCCUCCUUUGGCUUUGUGGCUGCUGUAUUAUGGUUGGUGGGUUAGCAUCAGCCUUUAUAAUAGUUGAGCACCGGCGGGUAAUGAUUACUUGUUCAAGAGGACUCUCCCUAAACAAAAUAUAUAUAUAUAUAUUUUUUGUUUGUAAUGACAUUAAGGUUGUUGCUUUGGCAUGUUGAUCUUUUUGUCAGAAUUUAUUCGAUUAAUUAAGCUCUCCACUUCAUUGAUUUUA
Manihot esculenta (cassava) is the source of this 783-nucleotide messenger RNA. Its product is annotated as stellacyanin. Gene Ontology annotation, cellular component: plasma membrane. Bases 45 to 599 code for a protein of 184 amino acids. Gene Ontology annotation, molecular function: electron transfer activity. The transcript is spliced from 2 exons. The record is from RefSeq and is a predicted model, not a curated record. Lineage: Eukaryota; Viridiplantae; Streptophyta; Magnoliopsida; Malpighiales; Euphorbiaceae.